CUCAAAAUUAAUUGGUUGGGAGCAACGAAAUUGAACCACAAUUGUUUUAUUGUUAGCUCACUAAAUAUUAUCUUCUCGACGUGAUAAAUAAACUAAUUGAUAAAUUCUCACAAAACGUUGUUGCGUGUUUUCAUUAGCAUGUCACUCAUACAAUUUAAACCAAUCUAAUUCUAAAAUAACAAUGGAUUAAUCUUAUGACUUUGAAAUAACAUGUUUGACAAAUCAUUGUGGACUAGUUGUGCUCUCCGAUAUAAAGUCUGGUUAUCCAUUCACUUAUUCUGUGCACUAUGUUUAUGUUUUCUUGGCUAGUGUUCCUUAGCCUGUUGAUUAAUGCCAAUAUAUUACUGUCAUAUUCUUCGCCAGUCAAAGAGACACCUCCACAACAGGUUGGGUUGAUAUAUGAUGAAGAAACUCGGCGCGCACGGGAACAAUACUAUCGGAAACACAUUGGAGGAAAUCAGAGCUCUCCAAUGUACAGUUAUGAUUAUCAUGAUGUGACAAACGUUACUCAUGUAGUCAUCAGUAUAUCAAAACGCGAUUUGGUAUUUUUCGAUGAUUAUAAAAUCAAACCUGUUAUGUGUUUCAUCAACUACAGCAGUCAAGUACCUUUAGUCUUAUCCUAUGAUCUAGAUUCCAGUUAUUCUGUGGAGUUAGUUAAUAAAUCUAGGUAUUGGUUACCGCCUUCAUCAGAAACCAGUACAAAUAUAUCACUUUACAUAUUGCCAAAACUGCUGGGGUUAGACUAUUUGAUGUUUUUAAUUAGUGUGGAUAGGCCGAAAUCUGGAUACAACACUUCUACGUCAUGGCUUACUAAUAAAUCCGAAUCUCUCAGAAAUAAAUAUUAUGAUGAUUUAGCAACUCACCAUCAGUUGAAUCUCUCCUUGCUCAAUACACUGGAAGUUGAUGAUGUCAAUGAGAACAAAAUAUUAGCUUUUCCAGUCAUUGUAACAUUAGACAGAGGGAUCGGUUAUCGAGUUUACCGUAUAUUCAUCAUGGUCAUGCUAAUUGUGUUCACUUUUGUAAUGGGGUGUGAUUUGGAACUCUCUGUGAUUUUGUAUCAUUUUAAAAGACCCGUUUCUAUAUCUGUUGGAUUCUUUUGUCAAUUCUUUUUCAUGCCAUUGAUUGCACUUUGCAUUACAAAAAUUAUCCCAAUUAGAUCGGAGUUUGGUUUCGGAUUACUCACCAUUGCUUGUUCUCCAGGGGGUGGUAACAGUAAUGGUUGGUCUUUUCUACUCGGUGGUGACAUCAACUUGAGCAUGUUAAUGACGUUCAUCAGUAAUUUAGCAGCUCUUUUCAUGAUGCCAUUUCUUCUAUUCGUCUACGGUCGGUUCUUCAUUGAUGUGACCAGAAUAGAAAUUCCAUACUUCUAUGUUUUCUUGCAGUUGUUACAGAUAGCAAUACCCGCAUUAGUAGGUUUAGGUCUACGUAUAUGGAAACCGAAUUUUGCUAAGAAAUUCAGUAAACUAGUCGGUCCAUUGUUUAAAUUUCAAAUAGUAUUCUUUUUAACUGUUGGUGUGUACAUUAAUUGGUCAUUGUUUCGCCUAUUAGGUGCUUUUCCUUUACUUGUUCUUAUAUGUGCAUUGUUACCCUGGCUUGGUUUUUGUAUCAGCUCAUUGUUCGCAUUCAUUUUACGACAAUCAUUUCAAUCAAUUAUUACGGUGGCUUUAGAGACUGGUAUACAAAAUAUCGCUAUUGCGAUCCUCGUCCUAUUAUAUGUAAUGCCGAAACCAACUGGUGAAUUAGGCGCUAUUAUGCCAAUUGCUGUAGCUGAUUUAACACCUAUACCGUUGUAUAUAAUAUACUCAUCCAUGUUAAUUAAACGUAAAUGUUGUAAUCAGCAGAAAAAGUCUAAUGACAUCGAAAAAUCUUUUCCUACAGAGAUGAGCAAUGAGUGUAUUAAUGACGUAAUGAAGACCGAAAAUGAUACCAGUGUACCACAAACAAAAGUAUCAUUAACAGGAGUAACAACAACUGUUAGUGACACUGAAACUUAUUAAACAAUAAAAAAUGGUGCCUUAUAAAAUCAUUUC
Molecule: messenger RNA, 2030 nt
Organism: Schistosoma mattheei
Lineage: Eukaryota; Metazoa; Platyhelminthes; Trematoda; Strigeidida; Schistosomatidae
Source: the annotation of a GenBank genome assembly